Molecule: messenger RNA, 1032 nt
Organism: Siniperca chuatsi (mandarin fish)
Lineage: Eukaryota; Metazoa; Chordata; Actinopteri; Centrarchiformes; Sinipercidae
Gene: gh1
Product: growth hormone 1
Exons: 6
Coding region: 140-754 (204 amino acids)
Biological process (GO): positive regulation of receptor signaling pathway via JAK-STAT; positive regulation of tyrosine phosphorylation of STAT protein; animal organ development
Cellular component (GO): extracellular region
Molecular function (GO): growth hormone receptor binding; growth hormone activity
Source: RefSeq, a predicted model, not a curated record
UAAUCAUCAAGUUUUCUGCUAUAAAACCACAAAACUCUGAGCUGAAACACCAGAACGCACUGAACAACUGAACUCUGUUCAGAUUAACCAGACCUGAAUCCAAACCAGAACCUGAACCAGAACUGAUCCCAGACCAGCCAUGGACAGAGUUGUCCUCCUGCUGUCGGUGGUGUCUCUGGGCGUCUCCUCUCAACCAAUCACAGACAGCCAGCGUCUGUUCUCCAUAGCUGUCAGCAGAGUUCAACACCUCCACCUGCUCGCUCAGAGACUCUUCUCUGACUUCGAGAGCUCUCUGCAGACGGAGGAGCAGCGUCAACUCAACAAAAUCUUCCUGCAGGAUUUCUGCAACUCUGAUUACAUCAUCAGCCCCAUCGACAAGCACGAGACACAACGCAGCUCUGUUCUGAAGCUGUUGUCUAUCUCCUAUCGAUUGGUUGAGUCUUGGGAGUUUCCCAGUCGUUCUCUGUCUGGAGGUUCUGCUCCGAGGAACCAGAUUUCACCCAAACUCUCGGAACUGAAGACGGGAAUCCUGCUGUUGAUCAGGGCCAAUCAGGACGGAGCCGAGAUCUUCCCUGAUAGCUCCGCCCUGCAGCUGGCUCCUUAUGGGAACUAUUAUCAAAGUCUGGGAGCUGACGAGUCACUGAGACGAACAUACGAACUGCUGGCCUGUUUCAAGAAAGACAUGCACAAGGUGGAGACCUACCUGACGGUGGCUAAAUGUCGACUCUCUCCAGAAGCCAACUGCACCUUGUAGCCCUGCAUCUCUACUGUGAAGCCACGCCUCCUGGUGAUGAUGUAAUCCUCCAUGUUCUGUAGUUCCGCCUUCAUGUUUUCUGUCUCUGCUAACUGCCGUUAGCAUUAGCAUUAGCCUCUGUUCAGUGGUUUGUUGAAGCAAGUCAAGUGUUUUGGUGCUGAAAUCCAUAGUGAUGAUGAAAUCUAAGGUUUUUUAAUGUCAUCAUGACGAAAGCUAUGAACAGGAAGUGAUGUCAUACUGUCAGCAUGUGAAAUAAAGUGUGUGCUGUGUUGCAUUCA